AUGACAGGGAAAAGUAUUUGGUCUUUGGCUUGUACAACGGACGAACAAACGAUUGCAACGGGUGGUGGAGAUGGCGCCAUUAGGCUUUGGAUGCUUGAGAAUGACGUGGAAAAUACGAGGAAAGAACAUCAUUUCGUUUCGAGCAUCCCACAGCAACAAGAGAUGACCACCUCUCAAACGAAAGAGGAAACUCCUCGAUUGAUCGGCUUACUUCAAGAUGCCAGUGUCCUAAUCAUGACAGAUCAAGGGAACCUUUACAACUUCACGUGGAAACACGGUGGUACUUUACAAUCUCCGGGAAUAUGGAGCCUCAUUCAUCAUGAGCCAGCGUACGCGUCUUACAGCAUCAUGGCGCUGUCUGAUUGUCGAACGAUCGUAGCUCUUGGCAACCUCAAUGGCAGUAUCAAACUUAUUUCUUUAACUGAACUUUCGUGGUGUGCCCUCGAGAGAAAACCCUACACUGACAAAGUUCUAAGUCUUCACUGGAUCAAAGACGAACGAGGCGAGGGUAAUUUUCAUCUGUUCUCGUGCGGACCAGAAGGUUUGGUUAUUUGGUGGUCAGUCGAGGGUCGAGGGAAGAGUAAAGAAUUUCACUGCGAAGUGAAGGCAAGAUUCCGUUUACCGUAUUGUCGUCAGAGAUGGCCAAACUCUGUGUUUUUGGUCGACGGAGAUUCCCUCUGCUCGACGUUUCUUCUCUGUGGUGAUCGACGAGGGUCGUUGCAUGUUUUUAAAGCGACGAAUGAAAACGAGGCAACGGAUCCAAAACAGUCCUUGAUUGGUAUCCACGGUCGGAAUGGUGUGACAUCGAUAUGCAGGAAUUCUGGGUACAUUUAUACCACCGGGAGAGAUGGCUGUAUAAGACAGUAUAGAUUGUCUGAGGGAGAACUGGAACUACUCGACAAGAGAAAGGUUUACAAGGGGAUGGAAUGGAUUGAUAGGGUUAAUUUCACGCCCGAGGGUGAAGUGUUGGUCUAUGGAUUUCACACGGUGGAUUUUAUUAUCUGGAGCAUGACUCGAAAUGAGGUCUUGUUUCGUAUUCCUUGUGGUGGCGGUCAUCGCAACUGGGAUAUUUCCUCUACCACGACAAAUCAUGAUCUGGUAUUCACGUAUCUCAAACAGUCCUCGAUAAACUUGCAUAUCUUCUCUGCAAUUCAGAAACAACAGCGUUCAUCCAUUAUUCAGGAAAGUUUUCAUGGACGUGAAACCAACUGUGUUCAUUUUAUCAGACCUCUACAAAAAACCAGCGAAGAAAUUCAGUUAAGCUCUCUUUUAGUAACUGGUAGUGAAGAUACCACGAUUAACAUCAUGUCCUACAAUCCCCAGGAAAUCAAUCGACAAAGAUUCCGUAAGGUUGCAUCUUGCGAGGGUCAUAUCUCAAGCGUCCGUUGCUUGGCUUAUAUUGAACUAAAUCCUCAAGACUCUGAAGAAACGCCUUCUCCUAAACACCUGAUAUUCUCUGGUGGUAGCAGAGCCUCCAUAAAAUGCUGGACGUUGAAUGCGGACAGUAUUCUGAGCGACAAAAAAAGCGACAGCUCUUCGAAAGAAGGGGCAUCUUUGCACUCUAGUUGUACGCUUUUUGCAGAGCUGAGAACUCUCUCACGUAGGUCACGAAAGAAGAAACGACUCCGCCACGAUGUUGAUGUCGAGGAUUUCUCGUGUGAUGUUCGUAUCAUGUCGCUCAGUAUACUUUCACUUGCUGAAAUUCUAACUUAUCCAGGUGGAAGUUUAAUGGAUAUCCGCCCGAAUGCUGUUGGAGUAAUUGCUGCUUGCUCGGACGGAUAUCUUAGAUUUUAUUUGUUUGACUAUAAACUAAAAACCUUCACGAACAUCGGUCGAGGAAAGUGCAACGAAAGAUGUUUACUUCGUACAGGACAUUUUAACCACAUCGAAUCUGCGAAAACUCACGUUGUUGUUUACGCGUCAGACACGGCUGGGUACAUCAGCUUCUGGGAUAUCACGCAUAUGUACGUUGAGCAUUGUGCUCGUUUGUACAAAAAUACUGAUGAUUUAGAUGCAAUAGAUGAGCAGCUUUGUAAGUUAGACAUGGAAGAUGAUGGCCCUGUCUUGGAUGACGAUGAUUUCCAAACAGGAAGUGCUGUUAAGUGUUCGAACGACCGAAUUAUGCUUAGUUCAAAAAACGAUCAUAUAAGAAGACCAUUUUGUUCUUAUAAAAUCCAUCAGUCCGGGGUGAAUUCUAUCAGCUUACUAAGAAAAAACGACGGGAGUUUUGUGCUGUGCAGCGGCGGUGAUGACGGCGCUGUUGUAUUUACUACUUUCAAAAUUCAUGGAUCAAACGAAGAAGUAGAACUGCGAUGUUGGAACAUGGUUUCAAUUCCCGAUGCGCACACGUCUGCCGUUACUGGUGUGAAACUCUUGGACAGCGAGACAGCUGUUUCUACUUCCGUCGAUCAGAGAAUGAAAUUGUGGAGAAUGGAUUGGAGUGAUGAGGGAACAAAGUUGUGUGCGGUCAAUUUAAUUGAUAUUUUCUGGCUCGAUGUAGUCGACAUUCAAGACAUAGACGUGCUGCGGAACAAAAUUUAG
Molecule: messenger RNA, 2541 nt
Organism: Dendronephthya gigantea
Lineage: Eukaryota; Metazoa; Cnidaria; Anthozoa; Malacalcyonacea; Nephtheidae
Product: WD repeat-containing protein 6-like
Exons: 15
Coding region: 1-2541 (846 amino acids)
Biological process (GO): tRNA methylation
Cellular component (GO): cytoplasm
Molecular function (GO): protein binding
Source: RefSeq, a predicted model, not a curated record